GAAUGCCGCUCGUGGCAAAAUCGGAAAUCGAUCAAAGCGCAAAUGCAAUCUUAUUUCGAGUUUAAUUGAGCUAUACAUAUAUAAUUUAUUCAGAAUUAUUAGAUUUAAUAUUUAAGUCGUCGAUAAGUGUACUUUCGCGAGGCGGUAGAAUUUCGUUGGCAGAGUGACGUCACGUAUACGGCGGCCGUCGAAAUAUCGGAGGAGGGAACUUUUGAGAUUGAAAUCUCCUGAUUCGUAAGAAAUUCGAAAACAGUCAAAUCCGAAAUCAAAUGUGAAUCUUGAAUCUUGUAAUUCCUAUCGGUGCUUUCUUGAAUUGAAAUCUCAUUUAUCACCGUGAUUGAAAAUAACGUAAAAAAAAAGAAAUGAACACGAGUACCGGUCGCAACUGUUGCGAUAAUAACUAUUGUCUGUGACGAGAGUCGAAGAGAUUUGUCGGACGCGUAUGUACGCGUCGCGCAGUUCACACCAAUGACACUUAUCGAACGCAUACAUGCGUCCGUACCAUUCGAAAGUACUCAAAAGAUUGAGCAAGUCUCCGACUGACGUCGGUGUUUUCGAUGUCCACGACGAUGACGAAGAUGGUUUCAUGACGACGCAUUCCUUCACGUAAUUUGUGAGAUAAUAAUAAUCGCGAGAGAGUGUGAAGGACACGGUUGAUAAUCGAUCACGGUUAAUUGUCUCUCAUGCAUUAUAAUUUCGUAUAUGAUGAUCUCACUUAGAGUGACUCGCGUUAUUGAGGGUAUCACACAUAUACCGUCGCGGAAGCGGACUUCCUAUAUAUCUCUCGGGUAUAUUAAUAAAUCACGCCCGGUUCCCCUCUCAUCGGAAUUCCACUGAAUCUUUGCCUUUCUCUUUGUUAACGCUAACGUUCGCGUUAAUUAAUUCGAAUUGCGUCAGUCAAUUGUAUUUUACCUGUCUAAUGUGAUCCUGAUUCAAGAUUCUAUUGUGUGCUGUGUUACUAUUGUUCGGGGUCGGAUGAAUUUUCUUUCUAACCAAGUUAAAAGUCACUUGCUUAUACAAACUAAAACUGAUGAAAAGUUAAUAUACUAAAUUAACUUAUUAAGAUUAAAAUUUAAUUAAUUAUGCAAAGCGUAUAAAUUUGAUAGUGAUUCAAGUAAAAAAUUAUCUCCGAGUAUAUAAGUGAUCAUAUACAUAUUAAGUAUCGUAUUCGCUAUACUGGGUAGCGCGUUCGAAAUUACGGAGAUACGAACAAAAUUUUCGCGAAACGGCAGCAGCAUGAUAAGAAGCGCUCUCUAACGUGGCGUAUAUCUCGUUGUUGGUCACCAUUCGCGUUGAUUGUUUAGCACAUUCCUCGCUGAUUAUUCUUCGUUACGUCUUCAAUCUGUCACUUGAUAUCAGCAAGUCCGCGCGAGUUGUUGACGAUCACGUGGCUAGCCGAGGCGUUCUUCAAUCAAUCGUCCGCACGAUAUUUCGCAAGGAGGUGGUUCGAUGCUCGCGGCGGACAAACGAUGGCAGGAUGUCGAGUGUGGAGGAUAAUUUUAUCGAUCGUUGUAAUAUGGAGAGCGACCGCAUACGGCGCGGACACUGUGCUAAUUCCGCCGAACGAAGGACCCAAGGAGCCGUUCGAGCCGAACAAAUACAUCUACUCGUGGACAGGGCCGAACGCGUUGGCCAGAUCGGCCUUGGUGGAGCGACAGGAGAGGUUGCAGUAUAAUUGCGAACUGGAAAGUAAAGACGCCGAUAUCGGUGCUUUAACUCCGGAAUCGUUCAGAAAUAUUCUCGUGGACGACAUACACGAAUUGCUUUACUGCUACGUCCCGAAGGUGGCCUGCACGAAUUGGAAGCGCGUGCUGAUGAUCGCAAUGGGGAAAUUGGCCGCUAACGAUCCUUUAGACAUACCGGCCGACCUAGCUCAUUCUCCAGGCACCUUUCAGAGAUUGAGCAAUUACACGCUGCCCGAAAUAGAGAAGAAACUCGCGAUGUACGAUAAGUUGAUCGUCGUGCGGCACCCUUUGGAAAGGCUUUUGUCGGCUUAUCGAAACAAGCUGGAAGCCAAGCACGAAAAAAGCGCGAGAUACUUCCAGAGCCGUUUCGGCAAGAAAAUCAUCAAGAAAUACAGGCCGAACGCUACCGAGCAGUCGUUAAAAAAUGGCGACGACGUGACGUUUCACGAAUUCGUCGAUUUCAUCACCGACAAUUCCGAAAACGGCACGCGGAACGAGCACUGGAGGCCGAUAUACGAACUGUGCCAGCCCUGUGUAGUUAAUUACAAUCUCGUGAGUAAGUACGAGAGCCUGGUCGAGGAUGCCACGGAGGUCCUCGAGCGGAUUGGCGUCACGUCUGUGAGCUUUCCGGGUAGGCCGCCGAGCAGCGAGCCGACGUCGAGAAAAUUGGAAAGGUAUUACUCCACUCUUAGCUACAAGCAGCUUCGUAAGCUGGCGGAUCUGUACAAAUUAGACUUGAGGUUGUUCGACUACUCGCUGGAGGAUGUGCUGGGAUUCUCCUUGGCCUGAGUUGUCUAUUAAUAUUUUGCGGGACAAACGCAUGCGUACCAUGCUGGAUGGAGAUCAACGGGACGAAAACAACAAGCACGAGGCGAAACGAACGGCAAAGAGCUCGUGCUCGUUCCCCCGAAUUACGAUGAGAGUUAUUCUGCGCUUUCUUGGAGGAGAAAGAUCCAUGUUCGUCUCUCCGAUUGUGUCGAUCGCACGACCCUCUGGUAAUCUGCAAAUGUCUCGAGAUCGAUCGACUAAUGUUCCAACGAUCGAAGAGCGAAGUUUCCAGGAUUUCGAGCCCCGAGGAGGAUCUGUGAAUCUUGAGAUUUUUUUUCUCUCUUCUUAGGUACGGAAUUAUUAUUGCUCUUCGCAAAUAGAAUGUCCCGGAUACUCGGGAACGACAGACAAUGACAGAUGAUGAAAUGUAGAAGACGAUAGAUUAUUAACGACGAACUUUUGUUCUGUCCAAACGAAGUCUUAUGUGUACUACCUCGUAUCGUAUAAUAUCGUAUUGUAUCGAGAUCUUCUUUCAAUCCUUCGUGGUCUGAGGUGUCUCUGAGGUUUCUUCUCCAGCCGAUCUGUAAAAUUCCACCAACUUCGUGACAAAUAUCGUGUAGCUCGUAUUUACGUAAAUAUUUUAGUAUUUGUUUCGUUAUAAUCUCCUAUUGAUUUCAGUAUCUGAAUCACACAACAGUGUAUAUUUAAAGUGGUACAUUUAUAUCAUGUUAUAUUAAUGCAAUACACCGAGAAAAAAGUGAUAGAAUCAACAGAAUUUUGCUUAAACAGGCAACAUUUUUUCAAGUACAAUGUCUACUGAACAAAUUAUACAAAUUAUGCAAUUGCUGUAAUGAAUUAUUAAUUAAUUCAACGAUUGUGACUUGCUCAACUAUAUCAACGUAACAUAUUGUCGCGCCGAGGUGUAAUUUGUUCAGUGGACACAAUAAUUUUUUAAACGAAGGUGAUCGUCAAUUUGAUCGGUUCAACCGUUUUGUUUCAAUGUACAUUUCAAUACCAAAAAUUGGUUUACAGGAUCGGCUGGAGCGAAACGCAAUAUCGGCGUAGGUUGACCGUAAAGAGUUGAUCGACAAGACGAUUUUCACAUUACGGCCACGAUAAGAUCAUUAAAUUAGUUAAUUUUAUCAACAUGAAGAAGCAAUCAAAACUAACACGUAUGUAUAGCAAGAUGUACAAAUAUUUUUAUGGAGCGGCGCUGAGAAUACGCGAUCGAAAUACGAAAUGUUCGGCAACCCGCGGAGUACGAAUUGCGCGUGUCUAUAAUUUUUCAAUUGUCGUCCUUUUACACACAUACACACAUAAUGCCACACGUUGGAUUUGUCUCGAAUAAUCGUUGCGCACGCUCGUGCGACAUUUUUAAUCGUCGUGUUUCAAUUCACGCGGAUGCGUGCUCGUGGCAUAUAUGUCGGUACCGUUUAUUUUUAAAAUUACGGUGUUUUAUACAGCAGAGCUUCGUGCCAAGAACUUAAUGGUAUUAAAGCGAAUAAAAGAGCUUGUUUUGUUCGUGCCAAGAAAAAAGUCGCCGUCGGCCUCUGACGAGAGCCUAGUCUCGCGUUAAGUCGCGUAAAAUAUACGUCGCAACUUUUAUAUCGGCAAUUUCUUUUUCUUUUAUAUGUAUAUAUAAAAAGACGAAGCGCCGAAGUCAGGAUAUUCUCUAUUUAUACGCGUACUUCGGCACGGUGUCCUCGGUUAAUCAGUGACAAAAAUUUCGCCUCGCCAUUUACGUAACGCGAACCGGGGUGUCGUAUCGUGUGCCGAAGUUAUGCGCUCUUCGUGUGUUGCCAUACUUGCAUUUACAUGUAUAAUUAUGCGUAGACAUAGAUGGGUAUUAUGUGCGUAAAAAUAGCGUCUGUCUUGUAUUCUUCUAAGGGAAGUCCGUCGAAAUUCGAAGUGGUGGACAUGCAAUAUCUCAAAAAGAAAUAAAAAGAGAAAUGUACUGAAAUUGGAAAAAAUGGGAUAGUUUCCCGAAAAAUCAUUCUCUUCAUUAAAAUUCUUUUACUAUGGCGCAUAGUUAUAGUAUUAUAGUUAUAAAUAUCAAAUAUUUUUCUCUUAGUGAACGUUGAGACUUUCUGAUUACAAUUGUAUAUUUUCGGUAUUUCGGGGAAAAUUGUUUUUCGGGAGAUUUCGUCUUGGUAUUUCGAUUUUUCAGGGAAUCCCACGUAUCGAAUUUCGACAUUUUUCUUCCUCGGAGGCAUUGCGUGUCCGCACCGUCGAAGCUGCACAGUUACCAAGCGACCAAUCGCUCGUCACAACAAUGCGCGCGUCCACUGUGGAAAGAAUUGUCAAGGACGCGAUGCGUCUUGCAUUUAUUCAGCAAUAAAUUGUAACGAUGAUAUCGUGAA
Dinoponera quadriceps is the source of this 4813-nucleotide messenger RNA. Its product is annotated as carbohydrate sulfotransferase 11-like. The record is from RefSeq and is a predicted model, not a curated record. Gene Ontology annotation, biological process: carbohydrate biosynthetic process. The transcript has 5 exons. Gene Ontology annotation, cellular component: membrane. NCBI's taxonomy places the organism in Eukaryota, Metazoa, Arthropoda, Insecta, Hymenoptera, Formicidae. Gene Ontology annotation, molecular function: sulfotransferase activity. Bases 1470 to 2474 code for a protein of 334 amino acids.